This is a messenger RNA of Monopterus albus (swamp eel), 2547 nucleotides long. It is a transcript of the gene cdc16, whose product is annotated as cell division cycle 16 homolog (S. cerevisiae). The transcript has 18 exons. Gene Ontology annotation, cellular component: anaphase-promoting complex; cytoplasm. The record is from RefSeq and is a predicted model, not a curated record. Gene Ontology annotation, molecular function: protein binding. Gene Ontology annotation, biological process: cell division; anaphase-promoting complex-dependent catabolic process; protein ubiquitination. Lineage: Eukaryota; Metazoa; Chordata; Actinopteri; Synbranchiformes; Synbranchidae. Bases 185 to 2032 code for a protein of 615 amino acids.
AUUUAGCCAACCUUCAAUGGGCAUCACGAAGAAGACGAAGGAACCUACAGUAGCCGCGGAUUUGAGUUUGCGCAGCUAGCAUGCUAACAAGUACAACAUUUGAGUGUACAGUUUGAUAUACUAUUUUUUCUUUCUAUAAGAAUGAUAUGCCUUUGAUAGUCAGAGCAUAAGCUUUAAAAUCAAAAUGAAUCUUGACAGUCUUCGAAAGCGAGUACGGCUGUACAUUGACCAGCAACAGUAUCAAAGUGCUCUGUUUUGGGCCGACAAGAUAGCAUCCCUUUCUCAUGAGGAUCCCCAGGACAUUUACUGGCUAGCGCAGUGCCUUUACUUGACCUCACAAUACCACAGAGCCUCCCAUGCCCUCCGUUCACGAAAACUUGACAAGUUGUACGGAGCUUGUCAGUACCUUGCUGCUAGGUGCCAUUAUGCUGCCAAAGAGUUCCAGCAGGCCUUGGAUAUUCUGGAUGCUGAGGAGCCAGCUAGUAAGAAGCUGCUGGACAGGAGUGUAAAGGAGGACAGUGGAAAACCAGACUCAGCUAAGGACUGGGACAUGUCCCCUGCGUCUAUCAACAGCUCAAUCUGCCUCCUACGUGGUAAGAUCUAUGAUGCCAUGGACAACAGACCACUGGCCACAUCCAGCUACAAAGAGGCCUUGAAACUGGAUGUGUACUGCUUUGAAGCCUUUGACCUUUUAACUUCCCACCACAUGUUGACUGCACAGGAGGAGAAAGAGUUCCUUGACUCUCUUCCUCUGAGUCAGCAGUGCAUUGAUGAAGAGGAAGCGCUGCUACACUUCCUUUUUGAGAACAAGUUAAAGAAGUAUAACAAGCCAAGUGAUUUGGUGGUGCCAGAGAUGGUCAAUGGUCUUCAGGACAACUUGGAUGUAGUGGUGUCUCUUGCUGAGAGGCAUUAUUAUAACUGUGAUUUCAAGAUGUGCUACAAACACACAUCAAUGGUGAUGGUUAAAGACCCAUUCCAUGCCAACUGUUUACCAGUCCAUAUAGGAACUCUAGUGGAGCUUGGAAAAGCAAAUGAGUUGUUUUACCUCUCGCACAAACUUGUCGACUUGUAUCCCAACAACCCAGUAUCCUGGUUUGCUGUUGGAUGCUACUAUCUCAUGGUUGGCCAUAAAAACGAACAUGCUCGGCGAUAUCUUAGUAAAGCCACCACCCUUGAGAGGACAUACGGUCCUGCAUGGAUUGCCUAUGGUCAUUCAUUUGCAGUGGAGAGUGAGCAUGACCAAGCCAUGGCUGCCUACUUCACUGCUGCACAGCUGAUGAAAGGGUGUCACCUGCCCAUGCUCUACAUCGGCCUGGAGUACGGUCUGACCAACAACUCCAAGCUGGCAGACCAGGCUCUUAGUAUCGCUCCAGAGGACCCAUUUGUCAUACACGAGGUGGCAGUGGUCGCAUUUCAGAAUGGAGACUGGAAGACCGCAGAGAGGCUGUUCCUGGAUGCCAUGGAGAUGAUCAAAGCCAUAGGGAGUGAGGUCACUGUGGACAAAUGGGAGCCUUUGCUGAAUAACUUGGGUCAUGUGUGUCGGAAACUGAAAAAGUACAACCAGGCUCUGGAAUACCACCGUCAAGCACUGGUGUUAAUCCCUCAGCACGCCUCCACAUACGCUGCCAUAGGAUAUGUCCACAGCCUCAUGGGUGACUUUGAGAGUGCUAUUGACUAUUUUCACACGGCACUUGGACUGAAGAGGGAUGACACUUUUUCUGUGACGAUGCUUGGCCACUGUAUUGAGAUGUACAUUGGUGACACAGAUGCCUAUAUAGGCACAGACAUCAAUGACAAAGUGCAAGGCAACUUGAACACUCCAGCACUGAUGAAGAUGUUGAACACAUCCGAGUCUAGUGACCUUGUAGCCACACCGAGACUGGAAGACAAUAACAUCACGUCCUUGGAAACACCACUGUCAAACCAGGACAAAAUAAUGCUAGAGACUCCUCUCCGGCUCUCUUUAACCCUGGAUUGCGAUAUGUACGAGAGCGAUGUGAUGUUGGACACGUUGUCAGACACCAGCACGUGAUUUUAUCUUUUCAGGAGGUGGAACUGUCAUAGCAGCAGGUUGUUAUAGGUACACAUAUCCAAAUCCAAGGACAAUGUUCUUCAAACCAAAACUCUGGCACCUGUCUUCGACCAAAGUGGAUUCCCUCUCCUGUGCAGUAGAUAUGGUUGUUCUGUAAGUGACAAAACACAGAACAUGCCUGACCCAGUGAGCAUUGUGAAAAUGAGCAAAUGUGUGCAUGAAGUUAUAUACAGCAACUGCUGUACAUACUAGUUUUGCAAGAAUGCACUUCAGAGGGGGAAUUAACACUUGUCUUGGUGAAGCGGUUAACUAUCCCUUGGGUUAAGCCUGAAGAUGUUCGGAACAUGGGAUCCUCUGACACCUGACUGACUGAACAGCACAAACACAGCUGUACCCUGCACAUCACAAAUAAGACUAGCCACUUAUUGCUGCCUAUGGCAGGACUCUGUUGCAUAACCUGUGGAUUUUCACCUUGAAUAAAGAGCCAGCUAAAUACAAGUAGUUUUGGUGAUAAA